AUGCCGGUGAUAGCGCUAUGUGUGAUGGUGUUAGCGGCGCUGGUCUCAACACAAAUCACGUUCAGCCGCGACUGGAGUGGCGGGAAACGUGCGGCUGCGGCUCCUCAGCUGGCUGUUGACUGCGAGCAGUUCGCUAGGCUCUGCCGGCAUUUCAUACACGAGCUAAAGUCAUCGAUGGCUGGCGAAGUGGCAGGGGCAUCCGGUAAGCACCGGCGAACCAGUGGCGAAACGCCCUCCUUAUACGACGAUGAGUAACACCAUAACAAUAUGACUUUCUGAAUAGGCUGCAAUACAAACCCUCUGUUCAUAAAUCAUGUUAAUGAAUAAUCCAUAAUAAUUUUCAGAAUAUUUUUUUACGCUUCAAGGCUGUUUUUUGUAGUAUAAUUUUGUUUUGUUAUUCGAUCAAGUUUUUAUUCUUUACUUUAUUUUGGUACAGUCAGUAUUUAAGUUAGUUAGCUUCUAUGUGUCCUUAGGCUACAGAGAAAAUAUAUAAA
This is a messenger RNA of Hyposmocoma kahamanoa, 494 nucleotides long. RefSeq lists its product as uncharacterized. The transcript has 2 exons. NCBI's taxonomy places the organism in Eukaryota, Metazoa, Arthropoda, Insecta, Lepidoptera, Cosmopterigidae. The coding region runs from base 1 to 255 and encodes 84 amino acids. Gene Ontology annotation, molecular function: hormone activity. The record is from RefSeq and is a predicted model, not a curated record.